UAAAUAGUAAAUAUUGCGCACAAGUUGGUGCGUUGAAACACAAAUUACAAAGAGUAUCGCUGCUCGCGAGUAAAAUCGGCACACUGUGUGGCUCACAACUACAACUAUUUUGAAUCUUGUAAAAUUACAAAGUCGCUAUACUCGAGGGCAGACUAAAAACAGCUACAGUUGACAUGCUUGGGCAUGUAACAGAUGCCAUUGAAGUAAAAACGUGCAACAGCAACAACGACAAACAAUUUUAUUGCCGCGACGAAAUAAAUUCACGCGCAAAAGUGACAGCAGCACAAGAAUAAGCAUUAGAUUUUCAGUUUUUCUUAUUUCUUUGCUCACACUUAUUUGAGUUUGGGGCAAAACAAAAUAAAAAACAACAACAACAACAACUGUGCAUAUAUUUCAGGUGAGUUGCAGACACAGACUAAAACAAAAAGAACACAAAAUAAGAAGGCAGACAAAAAAAUACCAGACUGAAUAACAAUUGCAGCAACAAUUUGCGAGUUUAAAAUAUAAAGAAGAAGACAAAAACAGAGAAACUUGGCGCUAUGAGCGUGGACACGUAUGCGCCAAGCUCGGCGCUUUCAUUCCUGGACCUCGACGAUGCUGAGCUGCUGCGUGGCGCCGACACGCAGCCGACGCCAUUUGAUUUUCGCGACUUCAGCAUGCCGUCCAAUGCGCAGAGUCAGACCCAAGGCGAUCAGCUGGAUCUGCAGCCGUCACGCCGACCAAGCAGUGAUAUGAACUCCCGGCUGGUUUCGAUGACCAACGAUUUGGCUGAUCUGCAGUUCGAGGAGGAAGAUGACGAGGGCGGCGGUGGCAGCGGCGUCAUUGUAGGCAGUGGCGGCGGUGUGGGUGGCGCUGCCUUUGCCAAGGAGCUGCCGGCACAUGCCUGCAAAUACUGCGGCAUACAUGAUCCUGCGACAGUGGUCAUGUGCAACAAUUGCAAAAAGUGGUUCUGUAAUGGACGUGGCAGCACUUCUGGCUCGCAUAUAAUCAAUCAUCUGGUGCGCGCAAAGCAUCGCGAGGUGACGCUGCAUGGUGACGGCCCCUUGGGCGAGACCAUACUUGAGUGUUACUCCUGCGGCGUGCGCAAUGUUUUUGUGCUGGGCUUCAUACCUGCCAAGGCGGAUUCGGUGGUGGUGCUGCUGUGCCGCCAGCCCUGCGCCGCACAAAACUCGCUCAAAGACAUGAACUGGGAUCAGGAUCAAUGGAAGCCCUUGAUUUCGGAUCGCUGCUUUCUGGCCUGGCUGGUGAAGCAGCCCAGCGAGCAGGGCCAGCUGCGCGCGCGCCAAAUCAGCGCUGCGCAGAUCAACAAGCUUGAAGAGCUGUGGAAGGACAACAUUGAAGCCACAUUUCAGGAUCUGGAAAAGCCAGGCAUUGACUCGGAGCCGGCGCAAGUGUUGCUGCGCUAUGAGGACGGCUAUCAGUAUGAGAAGACCUUUGGUCCGUUGGUGCGUCUCGAGGCGGAGUACGACAAGAAGCUGAAGGAGUCGGCCACACAGGAGAACAUCGAGGUGCGCUGGGAUGUGGGCCUGAACAAGAAGACAAUCGCCUACUUUACGUUGGCCAAAACGGACUCGGACAUGAAGCUCAUGCAUGGCGAUGAGCUGCGUCUGCGCUAUGUGGGGGAGCUCUGCGCGCCCUGGAGCGAGAUUGGGCAUGUAAUCAAGGUGCCCGAUAACUUUGGCGACGAUGUUGGCCUAGAGCUCAAGAGCUCCUCCAAUGCGCCCGUCAAGUGCACCAGCAAUUUUAGCGUGGACUUUAUCUGGAAGUGCACCAGCUUCGAUCGCAUGUCCCGUGCGCUGCGCAACUUUGCCAUGGAUCGCAAUUCCGUCUCCAAUUACAUCUACUCGCGCUUGAUGGGUCAUGGACGCGCCGAUGGCAGCGAUGAGGUGCUCUUCCGCUGUCCACAGCCAAAGCUUUAUAGCGCGCCGCAUCUGCCGGACUUGAAUCGCUCCCAGGUGUAUGCCGUCAAGCAUGCGCUGCAGCGUCCGCUUAGCUUGAUACAGGGACCGCCCGGCACGGGCAAGACUGUCACCUCGGCGACCAUUGUCUACCAGCUGGUGAAGCAGCAUGGCGGCACGGUGCUCGUCUGCGCGCCCAGCAACACGGCCGUGGAUCAGCUGACCGAGAAAAUACAUCGCACCAACUUGAAGGUGGUGCGCUUGUGUGCCAAGAGUCGUGAGGCCAUCGACAGUCCCGUUAGCUUUCUGGCGCUGCACAAUCAAAUACGCAACAUGGAAUCGAACACGGAGCUGAAGAAGCUGCAGCAGCUCAAAGACGAAACCGGCGAGCUGAGCUCCGCGGAUGAAAAACGCUAUCGCAGCUUGAAGCGCAACUCGGAGAACCAACUGCUCGAGGCGGCCGAUGUCAUCUGUUGCACCUGCGUGGGCGCCGGCGAUUCUCGGCUCUCACGCAUCAAGUUCACUUCCAUACUGAUCGACGAGUCCAUGCAGUCCACCGAGCCGGAGUGCAUGGUGCCCGUCGUGCUGGGCGCCAAGCAAUUAAUUCUCGUCGGCGAUCACUGCCAGCUUGGCCCCGUGGUCAUGUGCAAGAAGGCAGCGCGUGCUGGUCUCUCCCAGAGUCUGUUCGAGCGUCUCGUCGUGCUGGGCAUACGUCCAUUCCGACUGGAGGUGCAGUAUCGCAUGCAUCCGGAGUUGUCGCAGUUUCCGUCCAACUUCUUCUACGAGGGAUCGCUGCAGAAUGGCGUCUGCGCCGAGGAUCGCCGCCUCAAGCUGGACUUCCCGUGGCCACAGCCGGAGCGCCCCAUGUUCUUCCUGGUCACCCAAGGGCAGGAGGAAAUCGCCGGCUCAGGCACAUCGUUUCUCAAUCGCACCGAGGCGGCCAAUGUGGAGAAGAUCACCACGCGCUUCCUCAAGGCGGGCGUCAAGCCGGAACAGAUCGGCAUUAUUACGCCGUAUGAGGGACAGCGCGCCUAUCUGGUCCAGUAUAUGCAGUACCAGGGCAGUCUGCACUCGCGGCUGUAUCAGGAGAUUGAGAUUGCCAGCGUGGACGCCUUCCAGGGGCGCGAGAAGGACAUCAUCAUCAUGUCCUGCGUGCGCUCCAAUGAACGCCAAGGCAUUGGCUUCCUCAACGAUCCGCGGCGUCUCAAUGUGGCGCUCACGCGCGCCAAAUACGGCAUCAUCAUUGUGGGCAAUCCCAAGGUGCUGGCCAAGCAGCAGCUGUGGAAUCACUUGCUCAACUUCUACAAGGAUCGCAAGGUGCUCGUCGAGGGCUCGCUGAACAAUCUCAAGGAAUCGCUCAUACACUUCCAAAAGCCCAAAAAGUUGGUCAACAGCAUGAACAUUGGCGCCCACUUCAUGUCCACCAUGAUGGCUGAUGCCAAGGAGGUGAUGGUGCCCGGCUCGAUCUACGAUCGCAGUGGCGCCUAUGCGCGCCAGCUGGCUCCCGUUGCUCCCAGUCCCGUGCAGUCCAUGAACGGUGCCGGCUCCCACUUUAUGACGCCCUAUGCCGCCGGCUAUGGCAACAAUAUCAACGCCCCCAGUCCUACGCCCUAUGCCGGCAACAAUAAUAACAAUAACAUCCACAGCAGCAACAGCAAUAAUAAUAAUUAUGGCAACGCCAGCGGCCCCAACUCUGGCAAUCCCAACUGGCAUGCGGCGCAUCUGCACGACUCCAUUGGCAUGAUAUCCAGCGAGCAUAACGCCGCCGCCUUGAGCAACAUGCCCGUGCCCGUGGGCAUGUUCAUGAACAUGAGCAAUCUGCCGCCGCGUUUCUACAAUCAGCACCAGCAGACAAUCAUGGCGGCCAAGCAGAAUCGGGCGAUGCACAGCUAUGCGCCACCCUAUGCUGCUGCAGUUGGCUCCACUGCCGCCGGCUCUGGCUCGGCUAUCAACGCAGGCGCCGGCGCUGUGACCAAAAAGUCCAGCAAGCAGCCAAAGCAAAAGUCAUCCAGCAAUGGCAUCGCUACGAACGCUCCAGCGGCGUCGGUGGCGCCCUUCAGUCAGGCCAUCUCCAUGUCGCUGCAGAUGACGCAGCCGAGCGGCUUUGCGCUCUCGCAGCAGCCGGAGCUGUCGCAGGACUUUGGACAAAUCUCGCAAAUGGACGGUUUGCUUUCGGAAGAUGUUGGCUUCGGUGUGUCAGAACGCAGUUUGAAUCAAUUUUCGCAGCCUUACUGAGUGGGCUGAGGCAGUGCG
Molecule: messenger RNA, 4151 nt
Organism: Drosophila busckii
Lineage: Eukaryota; Metazoa; Arthropoda; Insecta; Diptera; Drosophilidae
Gene: Upf1
Product: regulator of nonsense transcripts 1 homolog
Exons: 4
Coding region: 540-4133 (1197 amino acids)
Biological process (GO): nuclear-transcribed mRNA catabolic process, nonsense-mediated decay
Cellular component (GO): cytoplasm
Molecular function (GO): RNA helicase activity; zinc ion binding; DNA binding
Source: RefSeq, a predicted model, not a curated record